Molecule: messenger RNA, 1152 nt
Organism: Mycena indigotica
Lineage: Eukaryota; Fungi; Basidiomycota; Agaricomycetes; Agaricales; Mycenaceae
Exons: 3
Coding region: 13-1152 (379 amino acids)
Molecular function (GO): metallopeptidase activity
Source: RefSeq, a predicted model, not a curated record
CUACGCUACACAAUGCGCGCGAUUGCACACUCAGUCGUCAGCUUCCUGCUCUCCUUUUCGCUCCCUUCUCUCUCUUCGACACCGCCAUCGCUCGACCUCUCCGGACUCGACCUCGAUCUCGACCCCUCAACACAAGCCGUCCACGUGCACAUCCUUGCUGGCACGCCGCCCAACCCACCCCACGGCAACUUCGACGACGAGAAGUGCUCCCCUGCGCAGGUGACGGCUAUCCGCAAUGGCAUCACCGAUGCGCGCAACAUGGCCGCUGGCGCGAUUGCGCUGCUCACGCCGAAGGAUAUGAACAAGAGCAACGGCUUUUUCUGGAUCUUUGGCGGCUCGACCGUUAAUCCCGCGCUAAUCACGAAGCACUUCUCGUUUGUCCUGAAGCUUGGCGCGCCUGACGAGAUUGCGUCGACGAAGAUGUAUGAGGGCAGCAAGACGGACCUCAUCUUCACGUGUAUCCCGCCGACUGCGCCGAAAGCUGCGGCUGCUUAUGCAAACACGAUCAACGUCGGCAGAAUGAAAGAGGUGCUAAACCUCAUUCGGCUGUCUCCCACAGGACUCGCAAACCUCGAGUCUUACACAGUUGCCGCCGCACGCAUUCAUGCGUCGGGCCAAAUCACGGACGGCUUCCCUGUGAUGCAGGUUGGCACGUUUGGGCAGGUGCCCGCACCACCGCUAGCCUUCACGAUCGUGCAUGAGGUGCAACAUUCCGAUCCGCUGCUGGACGAUCCCACGCUUGACCACCUGAUCGACGAGCGCGGCGGCAGCGGGAACCGCGCGUACGGCUUCCAGCAGAUCAUGCACGAGCUGUCGCUCGAGCAGAAAAAGCGGAAUCCGCAGAAUUAUGCAUUCUUCGGGCUACUGGCCCAAUCGAACCCAGAGCUGUUCGUUCCGAACUGCUACAUCGGGGACGCGCCGCUGAGCGGAACACCGCUAUCAAUCGCGGGCCGGAUCGGAAUGCCACCGCCGGUGGGUCAGAUGCCGAUGGCGCCGGACACGUGCCACACCAAGGUCCCCGGCGCGUGCGCGGCGUGCAAGAAGAUCAUCAAGGGCAUCCCCGGGGACGUCAGGCUGCCCAACUUCGACCCCGACUCGUCCAUAGUAGACCAUAUUCGCAACCCCUCGGCAAAGGCAUAUUCUCGUUUUUGA